Messenger RNA from Thunnus maccoyii (southern bluefin tuna), 2016 nucleotides. Its product is annotated as hyaluronan and proteoglycan link protein 3-like. Gene Ontology annotation, molecular function: hyaluronic acid binding. The transcript has 6 exons. Gene Ontology annotation, biological process: cell adhesion. The record is from RefSeq and is a predicted model, not a curated record. NCBI's taxonomy places the organism in Eukaryota, Metazoa, Chordata, Actinopteri, Scombriformes, Scombridae. Bases 488 to 1579 code for a protein of 363 amino acids.
UUUGUUUAAACACUGGCACUAUACAUUUAGAAUAUGUAUGAAUUAUGUUGGUGGACUUCAUAUUUGGCAUCACUGUCCCUCUUUCACUCACUGGCUGUAGAAACACUCAGGUGGGUUCAUUAGUCCACAGAGGCUGAACUGUUCCUGCAGCAGAGCGGCUCUGCUACUCUUCAGGGAAACUUUAGACUACACGUAUCAUUGUGAACUGUUGCACCUAUUUUAGUGUCAAAUAUCUGGUGUAAGUUUUUUCUAAUUAACGACAAAGAUCGGAGACAAAAGCCCGGAUUUUUUUUGCUUUCUUCAGUGAUAUCAGAUAAACGCUGUGAUCAUCAGAAGAGACACUGACGUGCGCAUCUUUUUCUUCAGCUUCUCACCAUCAAAGCUUUCCUUUCAGAGGGAUUUAAAACCACGACAGCAGAAUUAUUUGGCGGUCUGAGGAUUGUACAGACACCAUACAGGAUCAGGAUUUGUCAUUACAGUCAGGACGAUGGUUUGUUGCGUCCAGGCUCUGCUGUUGUUGGGAGUGCAGCUGGCUCUCUCAGACCGGGCCCUGGCUGUCCCCAGUAUCCCAAACCGCUUCUUCUACCACAAUUUCCUCAAUGGAAAGGGCAACAAAGAAAUUCAUUUCAACGGUGUGAAGCUCCAAGUGGACUCUGCUCAGUCAUCUGUGUUUUCAGUCAGGGGGGGUAAUGCCACUCUGCCAUGCAGGUUUUGGUACGAGCCUGAGCUCAGCUCUCCAAGGGAGGUCCGAGUCAAGUGGUCCUGGUUCCCUGUUGCUGGGGAACAUGAGACAGACGUGCUGGUAGCUAUUGGGUCCCGCAGUCGAAGCUUUGGAGACUUCAGAGGUCGUGUGCAGCUCAGACAGGACUUCCCAGGAGACGCUGCACUCGUGAUGACUGAACUCCAGCUGAAUGAUUCAGGUCGUUACAUCUGUGAGGUGGUAGACGGACUGGAGGACAAGAGCACGUCUGUUGAGCUGGAGUUACGAGGUGUGGUGUUUCCCUACCAGCACCCUCGUGGACGUUACCACCUGAGCUUCCUGGGUGCCCAGCAAGCCUGUGAGGAGCAGGACUCCACACUGGCCACCUUUGCUCAGCUCUUCCAAUCUUGGAAGGAAGGCCUGAACUGGUGCAACGCAGGCUGGCUGGCUGACGGGACGGUCCAGUACCCCAUCACCCAGCCCAGAAUGCCCUGCGGAGGGCACGACCUCGGCCCAGGAGUCCGGAGCUACGGCAGACGCCAGCUCCACCUUCAUCGCUACGAUGUCUUCUGCUUCUCCUCCUCACUGCGAGGGAAGGUCUACUAUCUUCAGCCCUCUCAAAAGAUGAACCUGACGGAGGCUCAGCAGGCGUGUGAGGAGAACGGAGCAGAGAUUGCCAAAGUUGGACAGCUCUUUGCCGCCUGGAAAUUCUCAGGUUUGGAUCACUGCGAUGCUGGCUGGCUGGCUGACGGAAGCGUUCGGUAUCCCAUCACCAGACCAAGAAGAAACUGCGGCCCCUCUGAGCCGGGGGUGCGCAGCUUUGGCUUCCCGCCUCCACAGCACAAGCACGGAGUUUACUGCUACAAGACAGAUGAUUAAUGAACGUUCAGUCGAUCCCAAAUCUUCUGUGGAGUCAGAAAUGUAAAGUUUACACUGAUUUCUUGAAAAUAUUUAUCCUUAUCAGCAAGUGGCUUUAAUAAUAAUGUGUAGGCCCCAGUUUUAUUAUUAUAACUGCAUCUCAUGCUAUUUUUCUAUUAGCACAAUCUCUCUGUGAAUUUAAAGCAUUACUUUAAUGUGAUAUUGUCUCAUUUAUGAGCUUUUCAAACUAUUAUUUGUGAAGUACUUGAGCAUUGAAUUCUGCAAAAGCUAGUAAAUGGACCUUAAAAUGAUUUUGUCAAUAACAUUUGUACUGUUUUAUCAUGCACCUCAGUUGAUUUCCACAUUAAGGUAAGCGUUGAUUUGUGGAUAUUCACAUUCCUGGAAAAAUAAGUUAUUUUGUGUAUCAAAUACAUUUCCACCAUUAAAAUCCUUGUACA